This is a messenger RNA of Trichoplax adhaerens, 1287 nucleotides long. RefSeq lists its product as uncharacterized. The coding region runs from base 1 to 1287 and encodes 428 amino acids. NCBI's taxonomy places the organism in Eukaryota, Metazoa, Placozoa, Uniplacotomia, Trichoplacea, Trichoplacidae. The transcript has 11 exons. The record is from RefSeq and is a predicted model, not a curated record.
AUGGAAAAUCAAGCUACAGGUGCCAUGCAAACCCCGGAAGAUAAUACUACCUUAAUAGCAUCCAAAAAUGAUGAUGAUUUUGAUAGUAAUCACUUUCAUCAAUUGGCCGACAACACCAAUUCACACUUGAUAUCUACAUUAAUAUCGACGUUAUCCCAAGUUAUUAAACAAACUGAUGUCUAUAGUAGACAAAAACAACGAUCCAAAAUAACGGAUGAUAUACUUCAACCUAUCAAAGAAUGGCUAAGAUUAGAUACUCACAAAACGGUAAAUAAAGUAGGCGAGAAAAAUAAAAGUCCUAAGGAUAAGAUAGGUAAAAACCUUGAAAUUCGAAAUCCUCCAUCAAAUAGUGAAACCAACUUGAAUAAUCAACUGUUAUCUAAUCAAAUCGUUGAAUUAAAGGAAAAUAUCAUGAUAUUGAAAAUCGACUUAGAUAGAAAAAUGCAAGAAAUUGCGUCGUGUCAUAAAUUAUGUGAAGAUUAUGAUAAGCAAACUAAAAGUCUAACGGAACUUAUACAAGAACAUAUCUCACAUGUGAUUAAUCAACUUGAUUUAGAUUUUAAACCUAGUAGGAAUGCUCAAGAUAUUCGUCAUGAUCUUUUGGAGCUUACAAGAAAAAUAUUGAUCUUAAAAGUAGAAUCAAUUAAAAAGGACAACAAAAUUAAACGAUUACAACAAAAUCUUGAAAAUUUAACAAAUGCAAAUCAGGUUAAAGAGUCAACAUUAAACCGCACACAAACACCUCAACUACCUACAUUAACACUAUCUGGGUCUCAGCCAGAUGUUAAUAGUGACGAAGUGAAAAAUCUUAAAAUAGUUAUAAUUCAAACACGGGCAAAAUUAAGUUAUAUCCGCUAUAUUGCAGGUCCAACAUCUGGAUCUCCUCGGAAAACAUCACCUUCUCCAGCUUCGACGAAUUCUGCCAAGUUCUUCUCUGAAGAUGAUAUUUCGCGUGAAGAUGACAGAAGUAGCAGCGAUAGUGCUAACUUAAAAGAGAUUCAGAUACCUGGCUACCUUGCAGAAGUCACACUUGGCACUACUGAAGAUGGUAUUCCUGUUACUCCUAGCCGAUUAUAUUUACGCUUUAACGGGCAAACUUUAAGAAAAAAAAGGUUAUGGGAAAAAGCCUUUGAAAAAGUGCGCGCUGGUAGUUCGCUUGUAACUGACGAUAUCUUACUCCAGUUACCAUUUGCUCAUCCUGGUAAUAAGAAAAUCAGUGUUAUAAAUAAAGCAGACUAUCCUAUCCCCCGUAGUAUGUCCUGGCAUCAGAGGCAGCAGUGUCGGUAA